GCAUCACCAGCAUCACCAGCAUCACCAUGCAUGCUGCAGCCAGCGCGCUGCGGUCACGCCUCUCCUCUCGUUCCGAGAAGCAGGUGCGUGGCGAAGAGCGGAUUCCCCUGAGUUCAGAGGAUGUGGAGCGGCAACAGUUGCUCUUGAACGACGUCAUGAUCUCGGAGGGUCUGACAAAGUUUGCAAAGGACUUUGUAAGAUCUGUGAGCACCCACUUGGAGCUGGUGGACCACCUGCUGGCGGUGCUGCGAGCCAUGGAGCCAACCUUUGAAUUUGAGGCCUCUGUGCAAGCCCAAGUCUGGGCGCUCGCCAGUGGGGUCAAGGCCACCGCGCCACGCGUAGCAGUUGAGAUGAAGAAACAUCUCGCACGGCUCCAGGAGCUGAGGACUUCUACUCACAAGGUGAUGGAGCUCUUUGAGCGGAAGAGGAGCGCCAUGGUGGAGAAGAAUCAUUACACCCUGAAGGUGGAAACCCUACGGCGUGAGUUCCAGGAGCGUGAGGAGCAGCGAAAGGGAAAUUCCAAGGAUCAGCUGCAUCGCUUGUCGAGAAAUCAGGAGAAGCUGGCGUAUGCCGAGUCCGAAUACAUGGACACCGACAAAGUGGUCACCAAAAAGAUCGAGGAACAGCUGCGGCAGAACCGGUCCUUGCUGUUUUCCUCCUUGGAGGGGCUUGCCCAAAGUGCCUGCUGCGGUUGGUUGGUGUCCACUGGCGCUGUGGCUUGCAAGGCAUUGCAAGUGGCGGCAGAGGCCCAGGCGCCGCAGAGCGAAGGCUCCGAAGAUCGCCCGGAGCGCUCUGCGGUGCCCCGAAAUAUGCUGCUCCUGCCACCGGUGGUGGUGGAGGAUGAGCUGGAACCGCCGGGACCUUUUGAUCCGAGAAGCGCUUUCAAAGAAAAGCCGCACUCGCGUGAAAUCUUCGACCUCAGCGACGGCGAAGCCAUGGCUAUAACGGCGCGCCAGGUGGACGAGAGUCUCAUGAGGUGUUCCGUAAAGGAGCUGAAAGAGCUCAUUCGAAAGCAUGGCCUCAGUGACGACGGCUUGGUGGAGAAAAGCGAACUGGUGGAACUGCUCCGAAGGCAUGGCGUUAAGGUCCCCCCGGGUCCGGGGCCCGCGGGUCACGCGAUGCUCGAAUUCGAGCGCUUGGAGCGUCACCCACCCGCCAUGCAUCGGGGGCAUGCGCCGUUUCCGCACCCCAACUUGCAGGAGAUGGAGAGGGGUGAUUUUGCUGGGAUGGAAAUGGUGAUUUCCUAG
Messenger RNA from Cladocopium goreaui, 1247 nucleotides. The record is from the annotation of a GenBank genome assembly. NCBI's taxonomy places the organism in Eukaryota, Dinophyceae, Suessiales, Symbiodiniaceae.